CCUUGUCAGUGCUUCGCAGCGGAGCAGAGAGACACGCACAUCCUCAGAAAGUGUUUUCAUGCGCACAAACCCGAGCAGAGGAGUCUGAGCAGCAUGUUGGGCGGCGGGAGGAGCGCCGGUCCCCGGGAGACGGGCCGGCCGGCGGCCGAGAGGAGCACCGACCCCAUCAGGAGGCUCGGGCUGCUGGACAACGAGGACAUCCGGGAGAUGAUGCAGGGAACCGACAUGGUGAAAGUUCGCUCGUCGCGGUGGCAGAAGAGCCGGCACCUGCGGCUGCUGGAGGACGGGCUGACCGUGUGGUGCGAGUCCACCAAGCGCUCCCGCAAAGCCAAGUCCCAGCAGACAUUUGCGGUGACGGAGGUGGAGUGCGUGCGCGAGGGCUGCCAGUCGGAGGCGCUGCGGCGGCUGUCCGGCUCCGUCCCGGAGAACCAGUGCUUCACGGUGAUCUUCAGGGGAGCCAGGAAGAGCCUGGACCUGCUGUGCACGUCCACGGACGAGGCCCAGCGCUGGGUCCGGGGCCUCCGCUUCCUGAAGGAGCGCGUCGCCACCAUGACGCAGAAGGAGAAGCUGGACCAUUGGAUUCGUGGCUACCUGAAGCAAGCGGAUCAGAACCAGGACGGCAAGAUGAGCUACGAUGAGGUCAAGCGGCUGCUGCAGAUGAUCAACAUCGACCUGAGUGAGCAGUACGCCCGCUCUCUGUUCAAGCGGUGCGACCGGUCCGGCGACAGCCGCCUGGAUCACACGGAGAUCGAGGAGUUCUGCAGGGAGCUGCUGCGGCGACACGAGCUGGACGCCGUGUUUCGACACUAUUCCAGCAACGGCUUCACGCUCUCCACCGCCGAGCUGCGGGACUUCCUGGGAGAUCAGGGAGAAGACGCCUCGCUGGCUCACGCUCAGGCUCUCAUCCUCGCCUACGAGCUCAACGACUGGGCCAAGAAGAACCUGCUCAUGACGCAGAACGGCUUCACCAUGUACAUGCUGUCCUGGGAGAAUGACGUGUUCAACCCCGACCACGCCAAAGUCUACCAGGACAUGAGCCGGCCCAUGGCCCACUACUUCAUCUCCUCCUCGCACAACACGUACCUCACCAAGGACCAGGUGACCAGCGCCAGCAGCACGGAGCCGUACAUCAGGGCUCUGAAUCAAGGCUGCCGCUGCGUGGAGCUGGACUGCUGGGAUGGAGACAAAGGCGAACCUGUCAUUUACCACGGCCACACCCUCACCUCCAAAGUUACCUUCAAGGAAGUCAUCGAAACCAUCGCCCAGUAUGCUUUCAAGGCGUCUCCGUACCCUCUGAUUCUGUCCUUUGAGAACCACUGCUCAGUGGAGCAGCAGGAGGUCAUGGCCAAACACCUCCGCACCAUCCUGGGUAGGAAACUGCUCAGUAAACCUCUCAGUGGCCUGCCUCUGAAAGAGCUGCCUUCUCCUGAGGAGCUUAAGGGUCGUAUUCUAAUAAAGGGAAAGAAGCUUAGUCCUCACCUGGGUCAGCUGAGCAAGAACGGAAGCUCGGCCAGCUUCUCCUCGAGCUCCGACGACGAACCCGUCAGCAGCAACAAGAACACGCCCAAGAAAGAACCUGCAAAGGUCCACUCCAAACUGAGCCCAGAGCUGUCCGAGCUGGUGGUGUACUGCAGGAGCGUCCCUUUCCGCGGGUUUGAAAACACAUCUGAUCUACCGCCAAAUGAGAUGUCGUCCUUCUCUGAGAGCGAAGCCCUCAGGCUCAUCAAAGACUCAGGCAAGCUUUGUGUGAGACACAACAGCAGGCAGCUGAGCCGGAUCUACCCCGCUGGCCAGCGCCUGCAAUCAUCUAACUAUGAUCCUCAGGAAAUGUGGAACGGCGGCUGCCAGAUGGUGGCUCUGAACUUCCAGACACCCGGGGAGCAGAUGGACCUCAACCAGGGUCGCUUCCUCACCAAUGGUCGCUGCGGAUACGUCCUGAAACCCAGCUUCCUGUGCAGCCCCACGUCCAACUUUAACCCUGAGAACACGGGCGGUGGUCCCGGUCACAUCCCCACCCAGCUGACCAUACGAAUAAUAUCUGCACAGCAGCUGCCAAAAAUCAACACGGACAAAGCAAGCUCCAUCGUGGACCCACAAGUGUGGGUGGAAACUCACGGCGUGGCUAUUGAUAAUAGAAGAGAGAAAACCCACCGCAUUGAUAACAAUGGUUUCAACCCGCGGUGGGACUGCACCCUGAGCUUCCAGCUGCAGGUCCCCGAGCUGGCCCUCGUCCGCUUCGUGGUGGAGGACCACGACCACACUGCCAAAAAUGACUUUGUGGCACAGUUCACUUGCCCCUUCACGAGCCUCCGCACAGGUUAUCGGCACGUUCAUCUCCUGAAGGCGGAUGGUUCCAGCCUGUCCCCGGCUACGCUCUUCAUCCACGUAAAAGUGACCCGCAGAGGAGUUCCAGUCAAAAGUGUGGCCGAGCGCGUGGCCAUUGCCAAAGGCAAGAAGUGAAAUCCGCCCGAGCUGGUGCUUCUUUCGGCCCCUCAAGGACGCUCUCCGAGUGGCCCGUCCGUACUCAGCCACUCCCUGAUUCCUGAUGGUGU
This is a messenger RNA of Cololabis saira (Pacific saury), 2552 nucleotides long. RefSeq names its product phospholipase C, delta 3a (gene plcd3a). Gene Ontology annotation, molecular function: phosphatidylinositol-4,5-bisphosphate phospholipase C activity; calcium ion binding. The transcript has 15 exons. Lineage: Eukaryota; Metazoa; Chordata; Actinopteri; Beloniformes; Belonidae. Bases 94 to 2460 code for a protein of 788 amino acids. The record is from RefSeq and is a predicted model, not a curated record. Gene Ontology annotation, biological process: lipid metabolic process; intracellular signal transduction.